Molecule: messenger RNA, 1863 nt
Organism: Olea europaea var. sylvestris
Lineage: Eukaryota; Viridiplantae; Streptophyta; Magnoliopsida; Lamiales; Oleaceae
Product: elongation factor 1-alpha-like
Exons: 3
Coding region: 162-1511 (449 amino acids)
Biological process (GO): translation; translational elongation
Molecular function (GO): GTPase activity; translation elongation factor activity; GTP binding
Source: RefSeq, a predicted model, not a curated record
UACGUAAAAGGCAAACGGUCAACUCUUGCACAGAAACCGUGCCGCGUAUAUAAAUGUCCGAAUAUACAAACUCCAUUAAUCUCUUUACUUUUGUGAGCGGCUAGGGUUUUAACAGAAGUCUCUCUCUGUGAGCUCUUUCUAAGCGGUUUUAGACAUUCAUCAUGGGUAAGGAGAAGGUUCACAUUAACAUUGUGGUCAUUGGUCAUGUUGACUCCGGAAAGUCUACCACUACCGGUCACUUGAUCUACAAGCUCGGUGGAAUUGAUAAGCGUGUCAUUGAAAGGUUCGAGAAGGAGGCUGCUGAGAUGAACAAGAGGUCAUUUAAGUAUGCUUGGGUGCUCGACAAGCUCAAGGCUGAGCGUGAGCGUGGUAUUACCAUUGAUAUUGCCUUGUGGAAGUUCGAGACCACCAAGUACUACUGCACUGUCAUAGAUGCUCCUGGACAUCGUGACUUUAUCAAAAACAUGAUUACUGGUACCUCACAGGCUGACUGUGCCGUCCUCAUCAUCGACUCCACCACUGGUGGCUUUGAAGCGGGUAUCUCCAAGGAUGGUCAGACCCGUGAGCAUGCUUUGCUUGCUUUCACCCUUGGUGUCAAGCAGAUGAUUUGCUGCUGCAACAAGAUGGAUGCCACCACGCCAAAAUACUCCAAACCUAGAUAUGAUGAAAUUGUGAAGGAAGUUUCUUCCUACAUCAAGAAGGUUGGGUACAAUCCUGACAAGAUUCCAUUUGUCCCCAUUUCUGGUUUUGAGGGUGACAACAUGAUUGAGAGGUCCACCAACCUCGACUGGUACAAGGGCCCAACCCUGCUAGAAGCUCUUGACCAGAUUCUGGAGCCCAAGAGGCCCUCAGAUAAGCCUCUUCGACUCCCGCUUCAGGAUGUAUACAAGAUUGGUGGUAUUGGUACUGUCCCAGUCGGUCGUGUGGAGACUGGUGUCCUCAAGCCUGGUAUGGUUGUGACCUUCGGUCCCUCUGGGUUGACCACUGAAGUUAAGUCUGUUGAGAUGCAUCAUGAAGCCCUUCAGGAGGCUCUCCCUGGAGAUAAUGUUGGUUUCAACGUGAAGAAUGUUGCUGUCAAGGAUCUCAAGCGUGGUUACGUGGCUUCGAACUCCAAGGAUGAUCCUGCUAAGGGAGCUGCUAACUUUACCUCCCAGGUCAUCAUCAUGAACCACCCUGGUCAGAUUGGAAAUGGAUAUGCCCCAGUGCUGGAUUGCCACACCUCUCACAUUGCUGUAAAGUUUGCUGAGCUCCAGACUAAGAUUGAUAGGCGAUCUGGUAAGGAGCUUGAGAAGGAGCCCAAGUUUUUGAAGAAUGGUGAUGCUGGUCUCGUGAAGAUGAUUCCAACCAAGCCUAUGGUGGUGGAGACUUUCUCCGAGUACCCACCUCUUGGUCGUUUUGCUGUUAGAGACAUGCGUCAGACCGUCGCCGUUGGAGUCAUCAAGAAUGUGGAUAAAAAGGAUCCAACUGGUGCCAAGGUGACCAAAGCUGCUGCCAAGAAGGGUGCCAAGUGAACCGUUUGUGCUAAUGUUCAUUCGAUUGCAAGAGUACUUUAUUAUUACAAACUAUGGCAUAACUUUGUCUUCGUCACUGUCGUUUUAGUUGGUCAGUUAUUUUACGUAGUACAUUGUGGUACUGUGUCUUUUACGUUUGGUUGCCGUUCCCAGAACUGGGUGCUUGACAGGCGGUGGCGCAGCCUACGUAUUUGAAGAGUAAGUUUUCCCUCAUUCCCGUUUGUUUUGCCCUUUGAGGUGCUCUGGUUUAUCCUAGCGGCUCAAGAGUUUUGUGUUUCGUGUCCUCCUCUACAAUUGUAAUAGAUCUAUUCUGAAUUUGUCUUGAUUCUAGUUACCAUUCUGCGCAUGAUUA